Molecule: messenger RNA, 2164 nt
Organism: Sphaeramia orbicularis (orbiculate cardinalfish)
Lineage: Eukaryota; Metazoa; Chordata; Actinopteri; Kurtiformes; Apogonidae
Gene: nipal3
Product: NIPA like domain containing 3
Exons: 11
Coding region: 185-1339 (384 amino acids)
Biological process (GO): magnesium ion transport
Cellular component (GO): membrane
Molecular function (GO): magnesium ion transmembrane transporter activity
Source: RefSeq, a predicted model, not a curated record
UCCCGGAAGUCCGAUGCUCAGUGUUCAAAAUAUGGUUACUUCAACACUGUAAUGCCAGAAAAGCGUAAAAACGAGCGAUAAAUGCUGUAUAUCGAACCUAAUAUUAUCGACAACAUGAAGUAUCUUGUAUUUGAGUGUGUGGCUCCUGCUGUUAUUUCGUAAAUAACCCCUGAAGACCGACAGGAUGGAUAAAAGUACACUGUACAGCGGGGGCUCGUACACGGAUAAUCUCAUCGGGACUUUGCUUGCUAUUUUUGGAAACGUUCUCGUCAGCAUAUCCUUGAAUAUUCAGAAAUUCAGCCAUGUGACACUAGCAGGAACAAAGGACCCCCGUGCCUUCUACCGCACAAAAACCUGGUGGUUCGGAUUCGUGCUGACCUGUCUUGGGGAAUCAGCCAACUUCACCUCCUACGCUUUCGCCCCACUCUCUCUUGUGGCACCUCUUAAUGGAGUGUCUGUCCUGACAAGCUCAAUCUUGGGUUUUAUUUUUCUUCGUGAAAAAUUGAAGGCAAAGGAAUUUGCAAAACGUUAUGGGCUAUCCCUCCUGGGCUGUAUCCUAACCAUCGGCGGAACAUACCUCUUUGUGGCGUUUGGACCAAACUCUCAUGAAAAACUUAACGCAGAGAACAUUGUGAGACACAUUGUGGGAUGGCAUGUUCUCUUGUAUAUGCUGCUGGAGAUCAUCACGUUCUGCCUGCUUUUAUACUUCUACAAACAGCGAAGUGCUAACUACCUCGUUAUUAUUCUGCUGCUGGUUGCUCUGCUGGGCUCUGUCACAGUCAUUACAGUGAAGGCAGUAUCAGGCAUGUUGGUUCUCACCAUUGAGGGCUCCAUGCAGCUUAACUACCCCAUCUUCAGUGUCCUGUUUGUGUGCAUGGUUGCAUCAGCUGUCUUCCAAGCCAGAUUUCUGUCCCAGGCCUGUAAGCUCCAUGACUCGUCUCUGAUUGCCAGUGUCAACUACAUCCUGUCUACCAUAUUUGCUCUGGUAGCAGGAGCAGUGUUUUAUGAAGAGUUCAAGAAUGAAGACGUUCUCCACAUUUGUAUGUUUUUGUUGGGAUCUGCAAUCUGCUUCAUGGGAGGAUUCCUCAUCACCAAAAACAGGAAAAGGUCCAAGGCCUUUGAGCCGUAUGUCACUAUGGAUAUGAGUAAAGGUGUCCCAACCAUUCAUGACAAGGGCUCGGUGGUUCAGCCCGACUACAACGGUUCCUUCUCCUAUGGUGCUCUGGUCAACAACGACGGAGUGGCUCCUGCUGCUCUUCCUGCGAACCUCCAACACCAGGCGGUCAACUCCAUGUCACCAGAUGCUUCUCACAGGUCGCUAGACAUGAAGGAAGAUUAAAACACAACCAUCUAAGGACCUUAUGGAUUGAACAUCAACAUGAAUGUGUCCCGUGGGUCUUCAACAUGUUCUUCUUUACACACAUGCAUUAUUUUUAAAAUCUUUUAACCAAACAGGACGUUCUUUUUUGGGACGUCAGCACCAUGCUUCUGUCCAAAAGCAAACAGAAGUACCUUAAAUCUGCAGGAUCUUCCAUUUUGAUGAGGAACUGACUUUUACGACUGUUAAACUGUUUUUUUUUUCCUUCAUCUUUCCAGUUAUGGGAACAUGGAAAAUAUAUAAUCACGUGUUCUUCCAUUAGUAUUCUAUUCCAGGUUUUUUAUGAGCUGCAGAAAACUUGCCAAGGAACGUUUUGUCUGUGCAGCUCUUUUAAAUAACUGCCUCUAACUCCAUUUUCUUCUGCCUUUUCACUCUCACACUCCUCUUUUUUUUUCUGAUGUAACCAAACCAUAAGCACAGUUGUUUUAAUUUAUUGUAUUUAUUAAUUCGUCUUACUGUAAAUGUGCCUUGAAAUGUAGCUUUACACUGUCUAAAUUACUCUAGGGCUGUAUUUAACCCAGGUAGGUAAGUCACUGUCGGUAGAAGAUCUUAGAAUAGUAUAGCUGUUGUAAUGUCUGUCUGAUUUAACAUGAACUUAUAAGGUGUUUGAAGUACAUCGCAGACAACUGACAAAUACCCGGUACAAUUAUGAAGUACUUCAGUGUACUUAUUAAGCUGUUGGCCUCAACAGUGUUUGAGUCGCAAAGAACUGAAAUCAUGUUUACUCAUGUUCUUGUAACCCUUUUACUCUGAUGUCAAAUUAAUAAAUAAACCAAAAUACGUUAA